Messenger RNA from Aspergillus alliaceus, 579 nucleotides. RefSeq lists its product as uncharacterized. The record is from RefSeq and is a predicted model, not a curated record. The transcript is spliced from 2 exons. Lineage: Eukaryota; Fungi; Ascomycota; Eurotiomycetes; Eurotiales; Aspergillaceae. Bases 1 to 579 code for a protein of 192 amino acids.
AUGUCGUCACGAGGGAGCCUAAGCCCUGCGGUAUCCUCAAACGUCUUUCCUACUUUCACCGAGGCCAAAAAGUCUCUGGAUAUGAAGCUUGAUCAAUAUCAACCACUCCACCUUGAAGAUGAUAGCGAAAGCUCUUUGAGGAUAUUUCUCAAAUACCUACCGCUGCAAGGACAAGUCAACCUAGCAGAGAACGUGGAGCGGUGUUCUGAUGAUGAAGAAUUACGGCAGCUGGCUAAGAGCCUCGACACAGGCUUGCUGCGGCCUAUGCUAGCCCAUGGCGGUACCACACCCGCCGUAACCCUAUCUCCUCGGCUUGGCGUAGAGGAUUCUAUUGAAGAUUUGCUCUCUAAAGAUAUCCACACUGCUAGAGAGCUAGUCAACGACAACUACGCGACCACUGUCUGGCAAGGGAGGGAUAUAGGUGCGUUGUGUCAACCGUUUGCUUUAGGGGCCUUCCAGGAAAAUGACACAGACGAACGAUAUAGGCAUGCGAUAAACGGGUAUCCUUCGCCGGAGGGCAGUGCACUGGUUGGGAUGGGUGGAGGGAGGAAAAGAGAAGAGGAAGUGCGUCGUCCUUAG